AUGGGCUAUAUUGCACCUGAGGUUUUAUCUAGGAAUUUUGGGACUGUAUCACAUAAAUUAGAUGUAUUUAGUUUUGGAAUGUUACUAUUAGAAAUUGUUGCAAGGAGAAAGAAUAUUGAUACUACAGUGGAGAACACAAGUCAAAUGUCUCGUCGAUCUUCUAAGGGCAAAGACAUUGUUACUGAUGAUCCAUCAACCCCAGUGGCUAAAAGGACUCGACUCUCAUCUCAGUCAUCUCAAGACUCCAAUUUGGAGAGGUUCAGAACCCCGCUUACCUCACACAUCUACUCAAACAUUUUUGACAGGGCAUCUCCUAUAGUGGAACGGUGGUUGAGUUUGACACCUUAG
Molecule: messenger RNA, 348 nt
Organism: Quercus lobata
Lineage: Eukaryota; Viridiplantae; Streptophyta; Magnoliopsida; Fagales; Fagaceae
Product: LEAF RUST 10 DISEASE-RESISTANCE LOCUS RECEPTOR-LIKE PROTEIN KINASE-like 2.4
Exons: 2
Coding region: 1-348 (115 amino acids)
Biological process (GO): protein phosphorylation
Molecular function (GO): protein kinase activity; ATP binding
Source: RefSeq, a predicted model, not a curated record